Drosophila eugracilis is the source of this 3581-nucleotide messenger RNA. RefSeq names its product histone-lysine N-methyltransferase set1-like. The transcript has 2 exons. Lineage: Eukaryota; Metazoa; Arthropoda; Insecta; Diptera; Drosophilidae. The record is from RefSeq and is a predicted model, not a curated record. The coding region runs from base 1674 to 2663 and encodes 329 amino acids.
CUAUUCCUCAAACUUAUUUUUGUCUUGUGUUUGUGUUGCACAUGUGUUUGAAAAGAUUGCCCACUAACAACAUGCUACCGCUUCCAAAGAAAGUUUACCCAAAAAUAGCCGGCUGACUCAUCGUUGGGCUCCAAAAGGCCUCCUUUUCAGUUUGCCUUCGCAUUGCUAAUUUUCUUUUUUUUUUUGGCCCCCAAGUUUGUACUUCCUGUACUUUCGGUGGCGUUUCAAGUGUGAAGCGUUCUCAAGAACAGAAACACAUUAUUGCUUACCUCCAACCUUAGAAUCUCCGUCCCCUUGGCGUCUACACCGAUCUCUUGGCCUCUUGGCAGGCUCUUGCACUUGUCGACAUCGACAACAUUGCACAAUCGACUAAAGACUGCGGGAAAUUCAAUGUCAAUUUCUUCAGCGAAACGGUUUCUAUAAAUAGUCCCUGGCUACUUAAUUUAUGUAUGUUUACUUGAUUUAAACGAUUAAAAAAUCUCUGGAUAUUUUCUAUAACUGCUUCCAAGAAAUGUAUUCGUUUAACUAAUUUAUUGCCAAACUGCGACCCCGAUGUAAUUGUUUUAAUAAUUAAAAAACACUAAACAACAAGAGGCGCGUUCAGCAGCAGAAUCGAAUGUCUAAAAAUAUGUAAUGCUCACGACCUGCUCUCGCUCUCUCCGACUAAAAUGACUGAUCAGCUAGGAGACUGACUCGACUACUGAAUUCCCUUUACCCUGAGAAACUCCCCCCCAAGAACUCUCCCAAACUGAAUUUCUUCUGAAUUUUUCAUUAUUUUUUCCUAAUUUUUGCUAGAAUAAGCUUAAAUUUGUGGGAUAAACCCCUGAUACUUAGGGUAUGAAAUCAUACCUGACAUGAUGUUGGCUCUUUGGCUGUUAUUUUUUUUUUGGCUUCUUUUGGUCGCAGCAAACAAUAAUAGCAACGGGAAGAGGCGCACACUCAGUUCAGCUCUCCCGCGGAUCUUACGGCCGUGCUCUGUGCUCGGGGUUCUCGACAUCGCCGAUAUUUUCAAUCUUUAUAAUUAGUAUUUGUGGCGUGCGCUUUCGUUCAUGUUGCGCUGAUUUCGGUUUGUUUGUUUCGACCAAUGCGCAGGCAAUCAGCGAUCGGUGAAGGAAACGCGCUGUGAAAAUCGCCUUGGUAAUCGGAAACGAAAUUGAUGUCCAGAAAUUGGAUGGCUUUAAGUGCGUGUGAAAAGAAAUGGGAAUUUAAAAUGCAGUUUUGAUGGAACUUCUAAUCGAAAGUGUCGCAGUGGCGGGGGCGAACUUGCAACUUGCCUCUGUUGUGUGUGUCUAUUUCCGUCGAAGCUGCCGAAUCUCUUACAAUUUCAAUUAUUUUUACACAUAAAUACGCUCUGUCUAUACUAGAUCUCUACGUACAUAUAUUGCCACUCCGAGAACGUACAAUACAUUUAUAUUUUAUUUGUCUACAACAAAAUCAUGCUCCCAACAAAUACCAGAAAUCAGUACAAUUAAUGAAAUAGACCAAGUCGGAAGAGCACGAUCCGUAUCCGCCAAAAAUUCAAACGCCCAGACGAUAUACCACCCACCCACCACCAGCCCCUAAGAAGCGUUAAGUAUUAUCCGAUUGUCGUCAUCGUCAUCUCGGCCGAGACCCACGCGAAACCGACCGCAAAGAGGAGGAGGAUUUCCUCCGAUAUCCGAAAAAGUCAAGAAAUGGCCACAUUUCUGAAUCGUUUUCAUCGCGAAAAAAGCGAAAAGAUAUUGCCAACAACGGCGGUUGGGGAAAAUGGAAAAACAGCUGACGCGGAGGCGGUACAGCAGCAGCAGCAGCAGACGCAGCAGCGUCCGCAGCGGCGGUAUAUGAGAAGUGCCACCGCUGCCAGCGUCACGCAGCUGCUCUCUGAAAGCUGCAACAGUCUGCUACAGCGGUUUCGACGCAAUCCGAGCGAACGACCUGAUAAUAAACAGCAGCAACAUCAGCAACAGCAACAUCAACAACAGCAGCAACAACAACAGCAGCAACAGCAACAGCAGCAACAACGCAAUCGUGCGGCACCAAUAGCCGAGGAUCCCAAAGAUUCGACCCCAACGAAUGACAGCAACAAUAACAAUAACAAGGGAAAAGCUGGAUCCAGCAAUCAGUCGCAGAAGCUGAACAAACGUCGCCGCAGCUCAGAUAAAUCUUCGUCCAGCCGGAGACAUCCGGAAGGAGAAAGGGAACGGGAAAGGGAACGAGAACGGGAUAGGGAUAGGGAACGAGAUAAAGAUCGCGAAAUGGCCGAUCGCCACAGACGGUACUAUGCUGGCGGAGGACUUGGAAGCACUGCGGGAUUGGGCUACCAUCCCAGCAGCAGCGGGACUAGCACCAGUACUGCCGCACUAAUGGGUCGCUACCAAAAGAGCUCCACCACAGCCAACGCCCUGGACAGAUUGCGGACCCACUUGAGUCCCGUGGGUGGUUACUACAAGCCACUGAUCCGAGGAUUGGGAGGCGGAAGGCGUGACCGCGACCUAGACGAUGUUAGUAUCUCCGAAACCAAGGCAAAGCAAAGCGAACCAAAAGCGAGCGGUGUGCAAACCAACGUAGACCUCUUAACAGACCCAGACCCAGAUCGAGAUCCCAAAAGCGAGUCCCGUGACUCACUCCCUGGGUAUUUCAUUUUGGAAAAAAAUGAAAGAAAUCAUCUCACCUGUCGCCCGUGACUCAGCGAAAGAGUGACUGCCCUAAAUGUGUGACAUGUCUGACGGUCGAACAGGGGAAAUAUGCGCAAUUAAAGGGGUAUUUAUAUGUGUUGGGCCAAACAGUAUUGCACUAACGCUACCCCUAUUGCCACAUAGAUGCCUAUAGAAAGUUUCUUUCUACACAGAUAUAUGUGCAGAUAUUAUAUUAGGGGCCCACACGGGCGCGUUUUAUAGCGCUUCUAUAUGCUCAUUCUAUAUCUUCAGCUUCAUUCUUGCCGUGUGCGUUUACGUUGUCGAAUUUAUUUUCGAUUCCAACAUCUCGGCGAUUUUUCUCUAUUCCGCUAUAUUUGUAUCUCUCUGUACGCCGCAGAUGUGUAUAAAGCUAUUCACGAUUUUCACGAUUUUCUGGCGUUUUAUAUAUAAACUUUGAAGGUCGUCGCGCCGUGGACUUUUUUGUUUAGAUUUCGCUAGGCAUUCUAAAUAAAAAUAAAGGGUAUUCCCGCAGCCCAACAAACUAUCUGUCCGAAAAGUCGAAAAUACAUGGAGAAAGCCGCCGUAUAGAGUGGCUAUAAUAGUAGUGAAAUUGUGCGAAAUGAAAAGGCCCAAGCACCCCAUAAUUAGUCAUUACCGAAAAGGCCAUUUAAAUGGGUCUAAGUCUAGGUCUCGGUCUCUGGGCCUUCUUCUUUCGUGGAGCGUAAAGAGUUUUACGCCCGUUACCGUUGGUUUCACACGAGCGCUGCUUUUGAGCACUUUCCUUCUCCAUUAAACCUCUGAAUCCGAAACUGAAUCUUAAUCUCAAUACCCCUCGACUACGUCUGGUUUCUCAGCGACGAGAUCUGCUUUUGGACAAAGACAGAACGCCCACCACCUCAGCGACUAUCUCAGGAAGCAAACAGUCGGCCAUUUCCCGGCUGGAGAACAAAUACUCGGAUAUUUUGG